Molecule: messenger RNA, 639 nt
Organism: Guillardia theta CCMP2712
Lineage: Eukaryota; Cryptophyceae; Pyrenomonadales; Geminigeraceae
Exons: 4
Coding region: 149-550 (133 amino acids)
Source: RefSeq, a predicted model, not a curated record
GAUCGCAAAGACACGAAAGCAGACGCAACAACACGAUAUCUUCAACAUAGGUAGGCAACAAGGCGUCCCGCCACACCAACAAUGGCUCGUGAGAACAAGGCACCUGCUGCUGGAUGGGCUCUGGGGAGGGGGUCUAGAACAAGUUCACAUGCGAGAAACGAUCCAAUGCAUCAUGGAACGUAGACCUAACCAGAUGGAAAGGCGAGAGAAUGGCCAAAAACGCGCAGGCGAGCUUCAGAUGACCCAGGUAGCCGAAGAUGCAUGGCUAGAGGAGAGAUGGAAAGAUGGAGCGGCCCUUCAAUGGGCAUCGGAGGCGGAGGAGCAAAUCCUAACAGCAAGCAGCAACGCACACGAGGCUACCACCGAUAGGUCAGUGCACUCAGCAUGGGUGGAAACCCACAAGAAGGACAACGCUCCAGGCAACAUCAUCUCUCAAAAUGUCAAUGGAUGCAGUCAAUUCGUGCUGAAACACAUCCUGGCAUAUUUGAUUGAGAAGUAUCAUCCAUCGAAUGUUUAUGACCAAUGGUACAGGGUUAGGGAGAAAGGGUAAGAGUGAUCUACGCCUUGUGAUACUGGCGCAUGCUGACCUUCUCCCGCGCCCCCCCUCCUCGCCAAAUGGUACAGCAUUGGAGGGGGCAC